AUGUUACACAAUAUUGUUAAAUUUGGUCACUGUCGAAGAAAAGUGUUUCAUUUCUUACCACACGUACGAUGGACGCCUCGAAGAAGACUCAUUACUUCUGCACUAGAAAGUCCUGAAGUUGAUGUAGCCCUCAGUACCGGGAGAAUUUUAAAGAUUUCGUCCGGGAAGUAUGCACGUUUCGCCGAUGGAUGUUCUGUCGUUACGAUAGGCGAUACGGCGGUAAUGGUGACGGCUGUAGCUAAACAGAAAUCACAAAAUGCAUCUUUUCUACCGUUGGUGGUCGAUUAUAGACAAAAGUCGGCGGCAGCCGGUCGCAUACCGACAAACUUCCUUCGCCGUGAACUUGGACCAUCGGAGAAAGAAAUCCUUUCGGCAAGACUAGUCGAUCGUUCGAUACGGCCCUUGUUUCCUGCAGAGUUCCGGUACGACACACAGAUCGUUUGCAAUAUGCUGGCGAUCGAUUCAGCAAACCCACCGGAUGUUCAAGCGAUAAAUGGUGCAUCGGCCGCGCUUGCUUUGAGUGAUAUUCCGUGGAAUGGCCCCGUUGGAGCCGUUCGUGUAGGUCUCGUCGACAAUGAGGUGAUCAUCAACCCGACACGCAAAGAAAUGCAACUAAGUAUGCUCGAUCUUGUUGUAACGGCAACUCGGCAAAAUCUAGUCGUCAUGCUUGAAGGCCGCGGUAAUGUAGUAAACGAAAACGAGCUUCGAAUGGCCAUCAAAAAGGGCACGAAAGAAGCCCAGCUUAUUAUUAACGGUAUCGAACGGUUGCAAAAAUCGUACGGAAAGCCUAAGCGACCUCUGGAACCACUUCCGGCGGUGGAUGAUGAAAUUCAAAACGCCGUCCAGACAAUGUCGGAGAUGAGAUUGAGGGAAAUAUUCCGCGACUUUUCACACGACAAGUUCAGCCGCGAUCAGGCAGUCAGCAAAACACGCACGGAUACGAUCGAUAAGGUUUGGUCGAGCUAUCCAACCGCCGAUCCGAGUGUUAUCUCUGAAACAUUCAACAUAUUUGUAAAGGGUGUGUUCCGGGAUAUGCUCCUCGAAGAGAACCGUCGCUGCGAUGGCCGAGGGCUUGAUGAUUUACGCAAAAUUAGCUGCUCAGUGAACCUUCACAAACCCCUGCACGGUUCCGCAUUGUUCCAGCGCGGUCAGACGCAGGUGUUUUGUACAGUAGCUCUAGAUUCUCCCGAAAGUGCGUUACGAUUGGACCCGAUCGCGUCACUCGACAGCGGUAUGAAGUCGAAAAAUUUCUUCUUGCAUUACGAAUUUCCACCGUACGCCACGGGGGAGACCGGUAAAAUCGGGCCAAUAGGACGUCGUGAGAUAGGACACGGAGCGCUAGCUGAAAAAGGUCUCUUACCAAUUAUUCCGAACGAACAUCCGUUCACGAUACGGCUUACCUCGGAGGUGUUAGAAUCGAACGGUUCCAGUUCGAUGGCAACGGUGUGUGCCGGUUCGAUGGCAUUGAUGGACGCAGGAGUUCCGGUGCAAGAGGCAGCCGCCGGUGUAGCGAUAGGUUUGAUUACCAAAUACGAAAACAACGACACGAAACAUUUGGAGGACUAUCGCAUACUUACCGAUCUGCUCGGCAUUGAAGACUACAUGGGUGAUAUGGACAUGAAGGUUGCCGGGACUCGGCGUGGCAUGACGGCAAUACAGGCCGACAUAAAGGUGCCCGGCAUACCAUUGAAAGUGGUAAUGGAAUCGCUACAAAAAGCGAUGGAGGCUCGCUUUAAGAUUCUUGACCUGAUGGACGAGACGAUCGGUACGGCACGUACCGUCCGGAAGGAUUGUUGGCCCGUGACGGAUCGAUUGGUGAUCGAAGCUCACCAACGCUCAAAGCUGCUCGGUCCCGGUGGCACCAAUUUACGAAGAUUGUACCUCGAAACGGGUGUACAGCUAACUUCCGACGAUGAAACAAGCUUCCGGAUAUUCGCUCCAUCCGAGGCAGCAAUGCACGAAGCUAAGGAAUAUCUUGAGAAUCUGCUGAAAGCUGAAAAGAUACCGGAUCUGGAGUUUGGAGCCAUCUAUACGGCUCGGAUAGUGGAGCUACGAGACACGGGCGUGAUGGUCACGUUGUAUCCUUCAAUGCCACCGACACUUCUUCACAACUCGCAACUCGAUCAACGCAAGAUUGCCCAUCCGUCAGCGUUGGGAUUGCCAGUAGGUACUGAAAUACAGGUUAAAUACUUUGGACGCGAUCCAGUUUCGGGAUAUAUGCGCCUUUCGCGUAAAGUAUUGCAAGGUCCUGCUACUGCCAUGAUUCGGAAUCUCGAUCGCCCUGUUGCGGCAGCCGGUGGAACUGGGGCCACGAAUCAAACAAACAACAGUGCGGAUGAUGUGAAAAGUUAG
Anopheles marshallii is the source of this 2352-nucleotide messenger RNA. It is a transcript of the gene PNPase, whose product is annotated as polyribonucleotide nucleotidyltransferase 1, mitochondrial. Gene Ontology annotation, biological process: mitochondrial mRNA catabolic process; mitochondrial RNA 3'-end processing. The coding region runs from base 1 to 2352 and encodes 783 amino acids. Gene Ontology annotation, cellular component: cytosol; mitochondrion. Gene Ontology annotation, molecular function: 3'-5'-RNA exonuclease activity; polyribonucleotide nucleotidyltransferase activity; RNA binding. The record is from RefSeq and is a predicted model, not a curated record. NCBI's taxonomy places the organism in Eukaryota, Metazoa, Arthropoda, Insecta, Diptera, Culicidae. The transcript is spliced from 3 exons.